CCCAUCGCCUGGACGAUGAAACUCCACGGGACCGACAUCACCGUCCGCCACGCCAUAAUCGACGCCCUCUCCACCAGCUACGCCUCCUUCCCCUUCAACACAGACGGCUUCGACGUCCAAGGCACCCACAUCAGCAUAACAAACAGCACCUUCCACAACGGCGACGACGCCAUCGCCAUCGGCUCCCCCUCCCACGACAUCCUCUUCGCGCACAACUCCCUCGGCUACGAAACCCACGGCAUGAGCAUCGGCUCCCUCGGCAAAGACCCCUCGUCCCCAGCAAACAUCUCCAACCUCCUCUUCACCGACGUCACCGUCGCCGGCGGCCUCUACGCAGCCCGCUUCAAGUCCUGGUCCGGCGGCCAAGGCCUCGUCCGCAACGUCACAUGGCAGAACAUCCGCGUGCACAACGUGUCUUUCCCCAUCUUCGUCACCCAGAGCUACACGGACCAGAACGCCGAGCGGCCCCCGCCACCGGACCCUUCUUCCGCAGUCAUGAUGGAAGACUUCACCUGGUCUGGCUUUACCGGCGAUAUUAACUCUUUCAAUCCGGGGGACGGGUCCUGCGUGACGGACCCCUGCUGGUAUGACGUCGGCUUGCCGAAUCUGAACCAUACAGAGGCGGUUAUCAUACAGUGUCAUACGGAGAGGUCUUGUCGGAAUUUCGUGACGGAGGGUAUUCGCCUGCGGCCGCAGAACCGGGAGCCGGCUGCUGUUGUUUGUUUGAAUGCGACGGAGGGGCUGAAUCCGGAUUUGGGGUUUGAUUGUAGGAAUGGGACGUUUGUUGAGACGUCUGUUUAGUAUAGGUGUGUAUCCCUGAGUAGGGAGGGAUACUUUGUUGGACGAGUUGAUA
Aspergillus campestris IBT 28561 is the source of this 853-nucleotide messenger RNA. RefSeq names its product putative extracellular exo-polygalacturonase (gene pgxC). Bases 16 to 801 code for a protein of 261 amino acids. NCBI's taxonomy places the organism in Eukaryota, Fungi, Ascomycota, Eurotiomycetes, Eurotiales, Aspergillaceae. Gene Ontology annotation, molecular function: polygalacturonase activity. Gene Ontology annotation, biological process: carbohydrate metabolic process. The record is from RefSeq and is a predicted model, not a curated record. The transcript has a single exon.